Molecule: messenger RNA, 2102 nt
Organism: Boleophthalmus pectinirostris (great blue-spotted mudskipper)
Lineage: Eukaryota; Metazoa; Chordata; Actinopteri; Gobiiformes; Gobiidae
Exons: 13
Coding region: 278-2026 (582 amino acids)
Molecular function (GO): protein binding
Source: RefSeq, a predicted model, not a curated record
UGUAGUCUGGAAAUUUUCUUUUUGUGAAUCUGCAGAUUUAAUUGCAUUUCGGAUAGGCCUAGCUAUUAAAUUUACACCGCACUUAUUCAUAUCUGUUUAAGUGAUUAAGUGAUAAAACUAAUAUAUAUAUAAAAUAAUCACACUUAAAAAUGGCGAACUAAUUACAGUGGUCUCAGGUGUGCGCCUCAAGCCGGUCACCUCUGAGCUGUCAACGCGCCAUCGCACUCGUGUGGAGUCGCGCUACUGUGAUUGUUUGAAAUCAGCAUUUUGAGGAUUUAUGGCCAAAAUGGGUAAACUUAAUUUUUACGUUAUUUGGUCUCUACACGACGCUCCCCGACAGUUCAUGAGUAAAUCCAAUCGCAGGUGUUUUCAGGCGCACAUCCCGCUGCCCCUACCCAAACAGCUGGUCAUCUUCGGUCUUGGAGAGUGGGGAAAUAACGAGACAACCAUAUCAGUGGAGGUCCUUGUCAGUACUAAUGUACAGGCCCAGAAUAUAGGGACUCUGUCCUCUCGAUCAAGGUGCCUGACUUGGGAAGGCGAGUGGAAUCAUGAAAUUUCUUCAGUGGCAGCAGAGAGAAGCAGGAAGGGUGUAUAUGGCAAGAUUGUGCUCACAGUGUGUGGGGAGCAGGAGAAAGACGGUGUCUUCAGCAGCACUUCACUUAUGCAUAAGAAAUGGUCAGUCCCACAAGGACACAAUGAAGUGGAUCUUUCAAGCACAAUACAUCAGAGCACCAUGAAUGAAACGAUGACCCAGAACUGCUCACAAUUGUGCAGCAGUGUUUGCUUUGGAGAGAUUCAAGUAAAUAAAAUCGACACCAGUGAUUGUGUUGUGCCAAGUCGACUGUCAGCUUGGCCUACAAACAAGACUCCCAGAUGGACAAUCAUCAGUAAAAGAGGUCACCUGACUUGGAGCUCCGAGGACAAGGACAGCCCUGGUGAAGACAUAAUGCAGUCAUCCACCCCCAAGAAGAGGAUCUUGUCGGUGAACAGUCCGGAUGAAAUAACAGAACAGAUAAAGAAUGAGAACAGAGAAGUGUCAAUGUGUCCAUCGAAGCGCUGGAGCCACACAAUGUGUCUGAUUGACCCAGACACUGCUGUUCUCAUUGGUGGAGAGACAUCAGAGCAGAACUACUGUAAAGACUCUUUGUGGAAACUGGAGCUUGACAAUGACUUCUGGUUUCCAAUGAACUCCUCUGCUUCUGGGUAUGUGCCACCAUGUGCCCGGGGCCACUCUGCAACCUUUGACCCUGACUCAAAAUCAGUCUUCGUCUACGGUGGCCUGAGGGAGGGUCUUUCUUACAAUGAACUGUACAUUUUAAACACUAUGACCUGGAAGUGGAUGCUUGUCAAUACUAAGGGGAGUGUUCCGACUUUGGCGUAUCAUUCUGCUGCCUUUUAUAAGAAGGAGCUUUUUGUUUUUGGUGGAGUUAAGCCAAGCACUUCCUCUGGAGAGAAAAACUGCAGUAAUGCUCUGUACAUAUUUAACCCUGAGUUUGGCCUGUGGUACCAGCCCAUUGUGGAGGGAGAAAGACCUCUGCCACGCUUCGGGCAUUCAGCCACUCUGCUCUCCCAUAAACUGAUUAUUUUUGGUGGCAGAAAAACAGCAACAUAUCUUAAUGAUCUUCACAUUCUUGAUCUAGGCUUGAUGGAAUACACAGCUGUGAAGUGUGAAAACAUGCCUCCACUGCCUCGGGGGUUUCACGCAGCAGUCCCUCUUUCAGACAACAGAAUUUUGGUAAGUGGUGGUUGCAGUGCCAUUGGAGCCCUUCAGGAUGUCCAUAUCUUUAAUAUAGAUACCAGAAUAUGGACUUCACUGACUUCACCUUUGCUCUCCUCCAAACCUCGAGCUGGACACAGCAUUAUUGGUCUGGGCUGCUCCGCUUCAUCACACACAGGGAAACAAAAGGACAAGAAUGGACCAACCAUCUGUCAGUGUAAACUUCUGGUAUUUGGUGGGUCUGACUGCGCUGGUACCUUUUACAACGAUACAAUAAAAUGCACUAUGGAGAUUACUAGUGAAGAAUGAGGAAACACUUAAGAAAACACUGACCCAAUCUUUUGUAUCACAAUUUUUAAUAAAGAUUUAUAUUCAAAUAAUAAAA